Effrenium voratum is the source of this 936-nucleotide messenger RNA. The record is from the annotation of a GenBank genome assembly. NCBI's taxonomy places the organism in Eukaryota, Dinophyceae, Suessiales, Symbiodiniaceae.
AUGGCCGAUGUGAACGAGUUGAUCCUCUCCAAGGCGGGCUCCAAUGUUGAAUUGAUCCCGGAGAUCGCCAAGCACCUGAUCGCUUCUGGUGGCAAGCGGCUCCGCCCGAUGCUGACUCUGGCCCUGGCCGAUAUCUUUGACUAUCAGGGCAACGGUGAUGUCACGCUGGCGGCGAGUGUCGAAUUCAUGCACACAGCGACAUUGCUUCAUGACGAUGUCGUUGACGAGAGCGAUAUGCGCAGAGGCAAACUGGCGGCCCGCAAACUCUGGGGCAAUCAGGCCAGCGUGCUGGUCGGCGACUAUCUUCUCGGCCAGGCCUUCAAGAUGAUGGUCGAUGUCGGCUCGCUUGAAGCGCUUCGGAUCCUUUCAACUGCAUCGGCGAUCAUUGCCGAAGGGGAAGUGCUCCAGCUCGGUGCGGCCAAGAACAUUGCGACGACGGAAGCUGAUUAUCUGCGCGUCAUUGAGGCCAAAACCGCCGCACUUUUCGCGGCGGCGGCAGAAGUCGGUCCGGUGAUUGCGGGGCAGGAUGACAGCAUGAAACUGGCUGCACGUACCUAUGGCAUGGAGCUUGGAUAUGCUUUCCAGCUGGUGGACGACGCUCUUGAUUAUGGCGGAUCCACGGCGGACCUUGGCAAGGAUGUCGGCGAUGAUUUCCGUGAAGGCAAGAUUACGCUUCCUGUCGUUCUGGCAGUCGCGCGCGGAACGGAUGAAGACAGAGCUUUCUGGAAGCGCUGCCUGGAAGGCGACGACGUUGAAGACGGCGACCUGGAACAGGCAAUCGAUUUGCUGAAAAAACAUGAUGCCUUGAGUGACACGGUCAUCAGGGCACGCGACUAUGGUGACAAGGCCUUGAAGGCACUCGAAGCAUUGCCGCAGGGGCGUCACAACGAGGCACUGGCGGACGCCGUGGCGUUUUGUAUCGCCCGCGUGAGCUAG